GUGAAAGAAUUACGUCAUGUAUUGACGGCGCCGUUGCGUGGGACCAAAUCGAGUAACAUAAUUUAAUCUAAUUUAAUCGUAUCUAUUUAACAGCGUGUCCAGUCAGUGUCUUGACGUAAAAUCUGAAACUUAAAAACGAUUGAUUGACGAUCGAUUCGGGGUUUGAUUGCUUCCGCCUGGUGGCUGACGAUUUCUCCUGCCGAUUGGUUCUGACUGCGCGUGGAUCGACCAUGGCGGCUACACAGGCGACGAAUCCGUCUCAGUUGCUCCCACUCGAGCUUGUGGACAAAUGUAUCGGCUCCCGCAUUCACAUCGUCAUGAAAACCGACAAAGAAAUCGUCGGUACCCUGCUGGGUUUCGAUGACUUUGUCAAUAUGGUCUUGGAGGAUGUGACAGAAUUCGAAAUCACACCAGAGGGGAGGAGGAUAACCAAACUGGACCAGAUCCUCCUUAACGGCAAUAACAUCACUAUGCUCAUACCUGGUGGAGAAGGUCCGGAAGUUUGAAUCACUGAGACAGUUUUGUGUUUUGCCCUUUUCCUACACUGUGUUUCUUAGUUGAUUAUGUCAUUAUUGUUGUUAUUGGUCUUCCCUCUUGAUCUUUAAGGAGGAAAAUAUUUUUGUAAUAACAUUCAAAACUGAGUAUUUGUUUUAAAAAAAGGAUAAAUGAGAAGCGUAAAAUGAAUCACACAUUACAAAAAGUUAAGUUACAUUACAAAUAAAUCUCUGAAUCUCA
Xiphias gladius (swordfish) is the source of this 735-nucleotide messenger RNA. It is a transcript of the gene lsm5, whose product is annotated as LSM5 homolog, U6 small nuclear RNA and mRNA degradation associated. The record is from RefSeq and is a predicted model, not a curated record. Gene Ontology annotation, cellular component: U4/U6 x U5 tri-snRNP complex; Lsm1-7-Pat1 complex; U6 snRNP. Gene Ontology annotation, molecular function: RNA binding. Lineage: Eukaryota; Metazoa; Chordata; Actinopteri; Istiophoriformes; Xiphiidae. The coding region runs from base 231 to 506 and encodes 91 amino acids. The transcript is spliced from 5 exons. Gene Ontology annotation, biological process: mRNA splicing, via spliceosome.